GAGACUCCAUACGCUUAAACUUGCCGUCUUCUGAUUCUCCAUUUCAACUCUUAUAUACAUCUUCAUCCUCAUUUUCCUUCUCCAUUUUUUUUCUAACCAAUCAAUUCCCUUGCCUAAACAUGAGACUCCAUCUGUUCUUCUUCGCAAUUUGUCUCUACCUCUCUGUCUCUUUCACGCCCAUUUCAGCUCGAUUGUUCCCUAAUGUUUCAUCCAUACCUCCUUGGCUUACCAAAAACGUGCCUCCCGGCGCCUGGGAUGCCUUCCGGAACUUCACUGGCUGCCGUCCAGGGAAUAGCUACGACGGUUUGGGUAAACUCAAGAAGUACUUCAACCACUUCGGCUACAUCCCUACCACCCCUUCCAACUUCACCGACGACUUCGACGACGCCCUUGAAUCAGCCAUUAAAACUUACCAGAAGAACUUCAAUCUCAACGUCACCGGCGAGCUCGACGCUGACACUCUUCAGCAGAUUGUUCGUCCGCGAUGCGGCGUCGCUGAUAUAAUCAACGGCACCAGCACCAUGAAUUCCGGCGAGGAGAAUACCUCCGCCGCGAGUAACGAUUUACACUUCCACACCGUUUCCCACUACACCUUCUUCCCCGGGACUCCGCGGUGGCCCGCCGGCAGCCAGAGUUUGACGUACGCUUUCUUGCCCGACAACGACCUGACGGACAACGUGAAGAGCGUGUUCGCCACCGCCUUUGAUCGAUGGUCCGAGGUCACGACGCUGACUUUCACGGAGGCGUCAUCGUAUCAAUCGGCGGACAUCAGGAUAGCGUUCUACUCUGGGGACCACGGAGACGGAGAGCCAUUCGACGGACCUUUGGGGACUCUGGCCCACGCGUUUUCACCGACGAACGGGAGAUUCCAUCUGGACGGUCAAGAGAACUGGGUGGUAUCCGGUGAUGUGGCGCAAUCGUCGCUGUCGACGGCGGUGGAUCUGGAAUCUGUAGCAGUCCACGAGAUCGGGCACUUGUUAGGAUUGGGACACUCAUCAGUGGAGGAGGCGAUCAUGUACCCGACGAUAUCGUCGAGGACGAGGAAGGUGACUCUGGCGGAUGAUGAUAUUCAGGGGAUCCAACAGCUUUAUGGAUCGAACCCUAAUUACAACGGCUCCACCACGGUGACGACUUCUCAGGAGAACGAUUCCAGCCAUGGCGGACGGCGACUCAGUGUGGUGGAGUCAACGCGGGGGCUCCUCCUUUUGGUAGCCGUUGGAUUAGCCCAUUUGAUUUUGUAGGUUUUCAUUCUUUUUAUUUUUUUAUAGAUAUUUUUUAAGGGGAGGGAUUGGCCCAUUGGGUUGGCCUUGACCAAGCCUCGUUUUUGUUUUUCUUUCACAUUUUUUGUUGUGAUUAUAGAAUGUAUCAUUCUUAUAUUAUAGCUAGUUAUUGAUGUAGUUGUUGGCGCCUGCACAGCUCUGCAUUGUCAUGGUGCCAUAUUAUGAUAGGUAUUGUUUAUACAUUUUUGUUGAAUAAGGCUUCGAGAAUGUUUUAUGCGUUUUAUUAUUAUUAUUAUUAUUUUGUUCAGGAUUGAA
This is a messenger RNA of Prosopis cineraria, 1535 nucleotides long. Its product is annotated as metalloendoproteinase 2-MMP. The record is from RefSeq and is a predicted model, not a curated record. The transcript has a single exon. Gene Ontology annotation, biological process: proteolysis; collagen catabolic process; extracellular matrix organization. Bases 120 to 1241 code for a protein of 373 amino acids. NCBI's taxonomy places the organism in Eukaryota, Viridiplantae, Streptophyta, Magnoliopsida, Fabales, Fabaceae. Gene Ontology annotation, cellular component: extracellular matrix. Gene Ontology annotation, molecular function: zinc ion binding; metalloendopeptidase activity.